Vigna umbellata (rice bean) is the source of this 1053-nucleotide messenger RNA. The record is from RefSeq and is a predicted model, not a curated record. Lineage: Eukaryota; Viridiplantae; Streptophyta; Magnoliopsida; Fabales; Fabaceae.
AUGACUUCUGUUUCUCAAACAAGAAAGACAAGUGAAUCUGGGUUUGAAUUAGUGCAUGUUACUUGUAAUGUCAAGUCAAACUCCACUACUAAUGGUUUUUAUGAAUCUUUUGAAAAAAGCGAAAGGAUAAAUGUACAGGCUGAAAAGUUUACGAGGUUUCUAAAUGAGAAGAAAGUUCACAGGCAUCAAAAUGACAAUAAAGAAAACGUGUCAGGAAGCAAUCUCAUCAUGAUGGCUAAAUCUGAGAAGGCAAAAUCGGGCUUAGAACAAGAAACAAAAGGCUCCCUAUGGGUUAGGAGUCUUGGAGGAAACUUGUAUGGCUUAGUUAUUGUUGAUGACUAUUCUCGAUUUACUUGGACUUUCUUCAUUUCUGCCAAGAGUGAAACUUUCAGGGUGUUCAAGAAAUUUGCCGCAGCCAUUCAAAACGAAAAAGAGCUCAAAAUCAAGUGCAUAAGAAGUGACCAUGGGAAAGAGUUCCAAAAUGAAACUUUUGAUGAAUACUGUGCAGAGAUGGUAAUCACUCACAACUUCUCUGCUCCAAGGACACCUCAACAAAAUGGAGUUGUAGAAAGGAAGAAUAGAGAACUAGAAGAACUUGCAAGAACCAUGCUAAAUGAGAGAGACUUCCCGAAGUACUUAUGGGCAGAUGCAGUGAGUACAACAUGUUAUGUACUGAAUAGAACAAUAAUAAGGUCAAUGCUGAAAUUGACUCCCUAUGAAUUGUUCAAGGAAAGAAAGCCUAACAUNAGACUAGCUCAUAUUAACAUGGGUCAAUUGAACAAGCUAGUGUCUAAAGAUCUUGUCAUUGGUCUUCCUAAUAUACGCUUUAUUUCUGAAAGAUUGGUUAGGAGUCUUGGAGGAAACUUGUAUGGCUUAGUUAUUGUUGAUGACUAUUCUCGAUUUACUUGGACUUUCUUCAUUUCUGCCAAGAGUGAAACUUUCAGGGUGUUCAAGAAAUUUGCAGCAGCCAUUCAAAAAGAAAAAGAGCUCAAAAUAAAGUGCAUAAGAAGUGACCAUGGGAAAGAGUUCCAAAAUGAAACAUUUGAUGAAUAA